Messenger RNA from Euleptes europaea (tarantolino), 749 nucleotides. It is a transcript of the gene UNC119, whose product is annotated as unc-119 lipid binding chaperone. Gene Ontology annotation, cellular component: centrosome; intercellular bridge; spindle pole. The record is from RefSeq and is a predicted model, not a curated record. Gene Ontology annotation, molecular function: lipid binding. The transcript has 5 exons. Gene Ontology annotation, biological process: negative regulation of caveolin-mediated endocytosis; visual perception; lipoprotein transport. Bases 1 to 693 code for a protein of 230 amino acids. Lineage: Eukaryota; Metazoa; Chordata; Lepidosauria; Squamata; Sphaerodactylidae.
AUGAGCCGGGCAGCCUCCGCCUGUCGCUCCCCGGGCAGCCGCGGCGAGGCCAUGAAGGUGAAGAAGGGCGGCGGCGGAGGGGCGGCCGCCGCCGCCGCCGCCGCGCCCGCUUGCACCGAGGAGGAGCUGCGGGGACGCCGGAGCGGCAUCAGCCCCGACGACGUGCUGGGGCUGCAGAAGAUCACGGCCGAUUAUUUGUGCACUCUCGAGGAGAACGUGUACAAGAUCGAUUUCACCCGGUUCAAAAUCCGAGACAUGGAGUCGGGCACUGUGCUGUUUGAAAUCACCAAGCCCCCGGUUUCAGAACGAGAGCACGACGACAAGAAGGACAUCGACCCCAAUGCGGGACGCUUUGUGCGCUACCAGUUCACGCCAGCGUUCCUUCGACUGCGCCAGGUUGGAGCCACGGUGGAGUUCACAGUCGGCGACAAACCCAUAAAUAACUUCCGCAUGAUUGAGAGGCACUAUUUUCGGGACCAGCUGCUGAAGAGCUUUGAUUUCGAAUUUGGGUUCUGCAUCCCCAGCAGUAAAAAUACUUGUGAGCACAUCUAUGAAUUCCCACAGCUCUCCGAGGACCUCAUCCAGGAGAUGAUCCUUCACCCCUACGAAACGCAGUCGGACAGUUUCUACUUUGUAGACAACAAACUGGUGAUGCACAACAAGGCGGACUAUUCCUACAGCGGCGGACCCUGAGAAGAGCCGUGGCCACUUUCUGGAUCCUGGCGGGAUGGCCCCCGGGGAUUCCGCCU